Molecule: messenger RNA, 8396 nt
Organism: Leucoraja erinaceus (little skate)
Lineage: Eukaryota; Metazoa; Chordata; Chondrichthyes; Rajiformes; Rajidae
Gene: nexmifb
Product: neurite extension and migration factor b
Exons: 5
Coding region: 825-5159 (1444 amino acids)
Biological process (GO): negative regulation of cell-matrix adhesion; negative regulation of neuron migration; negative regulation of cell adhesion mediated by integrin
Cellular component (GO): nucleus
Source: RefSeq, a predicted model, not a curated record
AGUAGCAGCGGCGGCAGCGCUGGAAACAAUGGCACUGGGCUGCAUCUGAUGUCCAGCGGGAGGGGAGGGGAAGGGAAGGGAAGGGACGGGGCAGACAUCCCUCCCUCCGCAACAGCAGCAGCAGCACAGGGAACAUCUCACCAGCAAACAGACCCUCCCCUUCCACAAACUCCAGCUGGGUUUUUUUCUACCUCUCUCUCCCCUGCAAUGUUCAAUGUAAAAACCAAAAACCGAGGGCAAUGGAUUAAAUAGUACCUUUGCAACAAGAGAUUCACAGAGUGUUAGCCCCCUCUCUCUUCCUCUAUUCCGCGUGCAUUUGGCGCCGUGCAGAGGGAAAGAUGUAAGAAAGGGGGGGGUGUGUGUGUGUGUGGAAGGAAAGGGGGGGGGAGGAGGUUUGGAGAAAAAGCCGUGGCUGCAUCCGAGAGAGAAGGAGGGAGAAGCGCGACACCUGCACUGGGAAAAGCAGGCGAGGAAGCAGACAAUCCUGGAUCCUGGAUCCUGGACAGUGCCAUAGGCCUUGGCCCCCCCUACCCUCCACAAACUCUGCACCCCAACAAUCAGUGGCAAUGCUGCAUUCACAUCUACAGUCUGGCUGGGAACAGUGACUAAUGGAAUAAGGAACAACAGACAAAAUUUAUGGAUGAACAGCAAGAAAAAGACUUGGAUGCGCGGAGCCACAAAACAGCACAACCCUACUGGGUCAAUGAAGAAGGAGGAUCUUUGUGAAAACUGUUGGUGAGGGUGGUUACAACAACAGUGCGCCAUGCGGACUCUCAAUCCAUUGGCUAACUUUACAGGGAGAAUUUAAACCCAGCCAAUAUUUCAUGUUUGUCGAAGCACAGAACAUGGAAACAGCAGAAACAUGUGGAGCAGGGAUAAUCAUGAAGUCUUACAGCGCAGCAGAUGCUGCCGUUACCUUAUCAUCUUUCACUUCACCAAAAGAAAAUGAACUUGGCCACAGGGCGUUAUCGUUACCCACUUCAAAAGAGGGCAUCACGUUGGACCCACCCUCUCCUCUGAGACUCGCUGAUGUACCUGAGCAUAUUUCAAGUGAUUCCUCCACACAUGCCAUUUCCCUUACAUCUUGUGUUACAAAGGGUGUGGGUUAUUUGUCCGUACCAGAGGAUUCUGACAAAGCUCCAUUUAGGUACACGGAGCCUAAAGGCAUUUCGCUGCUGUCGGCCGAUUGCUUGAUGCAACAGAGCAGAACCUGUCUGGGCUGCUUCAUUGAAUCGAAAGAAAGCAUCGAUGCGGAGCCUGGAAUAAGCACGAAGAUAGGUGACAUGAACAGGGACUGUGACACCUGUUCAGUCUCCGAUAUAGGGAUUCAGUGCAUGAGUACAGGAGAAAGUGCCAAAUACGGUGAUCAGCUCCUUUCCGACCAACUGCUAAGCUUCACAGUGCACAAGUCUAGGACUACAGACAAAAGAGAUGUGGAGAAAUCUGACAGUGAGUCAGAAGAUAUUACUCAAAAACAUUACUACGAAGGAUUACUGCUGGACAAAUGCAACGGAGAGGAAGCUUUACUAUCAAAUCCCGGGCAGGAUUGGGCUUAUUUCGAGUCUUUUAUUAGUGAAAGCAAAAUCGAGCUACUUGAUCUGUGCUCCAAAAAUGAGCUCUCAGUCAAUCUCUUUGCAGAGGAAGAAGUGGACAAUUACAUGUUUGAUGAUGAGUCGACUCUUAGCAGUGACGUCUGCUCUCUAAAGAUUCGGUACGAAUCUUUUCAAGACAAUGUCAGAGAAAAGACAAAUGCACUUCAGGAAGAGGCACAGCUAAGCUUUUUCCCUAACGUCGUUUCAAACUGCACAAAAAAGGAAGGCAAAGCCUCGGUUAAAAUGAACCUAGAUGCAUCACAAAUGAAAUCGGAUGAGAUUGCUAUUUGGGAUGACGAGGACCAGGCAGAUGAGAGAGUGGGACUGCAGAAGUACAGCGGCACUGUGGACGUGAAGCUCUAUGCAACUUCGAAGAGAAAUCACUUCUUUGAAACAAACAAUUCAGUGGAAGACUCGGGAGAGUACAGCGAUGACAGCUUUGGGACAGAUUCCUCCUAUGACACCCUUAAGGGCAGCAUGGACAGCACUGGGUAUCUGUCGAGGCAAAACGGCAACUGCUCUGGCCAACUAAACUAUGCAUUGCGUGCCAAAAGGAAAGUGCGAUACAGCGACGACUACCUGUACGAUGUGGAUUCCAUAGAAAACGAAAAGGUUUCGGGGAAGAAGGAACGGGUGGCGGAUGGUCCUAAGAAAGAAGACGAUGAUGAAUGGUGUCCGCGGAAGCGUCGGAAAUCGGCUCGGAGAGGUCCGCCAGUUAUUAUCAAAUAUAUUAUCAUUAAUAGGUUCAAAGGGCAAAAGAAUAUGCGGGUGAAAGUAAGUAAAAUUGAUGCCACCGAGACGAGUGUUUGUCUAACAGAAGAAGCAUUGGGUAAAUACCAGAAGCUUGCCCCCUUAAAGGAAUUUUGGCUCCAAAGACAACCAAAGCGAGUGUUGGCAGUGCGUACUGAAAGGAGGAAGAGGCUCCAUUUGAACAGCUCAGUCUCUGAUGUGUUUCUCGCUCACCCUGCCAAGAGGAAAGGCAAACCAUUUGCAAACAGACACAGGGCUCGUAGGGUUCGGCUCGAGCUGGGCCCCAACAAGCAGAUUGCAUGCUCUUUUGACCCAGUUGAAACUCAGCUGUUGACUCACACUGAAAGGGAAGAGAUGGCAUUUGUCGACUCUCAGACGUUUGCGAUUGAAAUCCCGAGCUGCGCAAAUGGACUGUGUUCCACCAACGUUACAUCAGGGACCGCUUCGGUGCGAGGCAAACCACAAGGAAAGUUUGAAAAUAGAGUGAAGGAGAAGGGACGGCUAAAGAGACUAAAGUUAAAGGCAGAAGCCAAACUGAGAAGCUCCAGCAAAAAGCACAGGGUGGCAGUGAGUGAUGACAUUGAGGCAGUGACAAACGCCAGCGAGUUGGUUUCGGCUGUAAGGAGGCAGAAUGGUUCAAGUAGUCUUCUGACUGAUGCUAUUCAUUGUGCUCCUGACAACACCCAUUCCUCGAAGUUGUGCCAUGCAAAGGCCGCUGCUAAGAAUUCUUCUUUCUCAUCGGCCACUUGCUCGGCUGACAAGUCUGUGCCGUCUGCCAAUGCUCCAGCCACGAUGCAAGUGAUUCCAGGGGGGUAUUUGCAGACGCUGCUGGAGGCAUCUGACUCCAUCGGCCACAAUGGCCUCUCGUACUUCCCCAAUCAUUCCGUGGUUGCUUCCAAGCCACAGGACCGUUUUAACCCCUCAAACAUGACGCAAAGCUGCGUGAUGUCCCCUCCCUCUGAAUCUGAGCAGCAGCAGUCCCCACUUUACCAGGAGGGGACGCCAUGCUUUGAGAAGAUGUGGCAUGCAAAGCAAGAGUAUUCAGCUCUCAGACCGCCUGCCAUUCUGCCGAUGAGUCUGGAUGGUGCAGUGUCACUGCCAGCAGACGCUGCUAGCCUGUCAGGAACCAUUACCGAUACUUAUCAGCAAAUAGAUAUGCACAGUGAUGGGCUUGUGCUUAGCAAACAUUAUUCCCACACCCAGCCACUGCCGUCAAAUACCAGCUAUCAAUCAUGCAUAAUAGAAGACGGUGAUGGCAAUUUUCAGCUCCAUCAAGAUUCAGUAGCUCCAGACGACUCUCGGCUCAUCAGUUUUGAUUCAGUGGGUUCUUUGUCAGCAAGCUCUAAUAAUUUUGGCUCUUUAAGUUUGAAGUCAUGCGAAAAUGAUGGCGAGGAUGACAUGAGUGAAGACUUUCUGGCCCAUUGCAGCCCCAAGCUAGUAAUUCAGCAAAGCAUUGAUGAAGUUGCACCUCUGAAAGAAUCUGCUGACCUCCUUGACAUCUCCAACUUCACUCCAGAUCGAUUCAGGCAGGGGACACUGUCUGACAUUUCUCCCCCAAUUACACCUGAUCUUUCACCUGGAAUAGUGGGGCCAGAGGUCAAGCUCUUAGGCAAAGCCAAAGACUUUCAGGAGCAAGCUCAAGCUAUGCUUGGAGAGCCAACUGAAAUGGAAUGGGGUGCAGUUCCCCAACCACAUGAUCAGGCUACUGAGACAUUUAUUUUGAAUAAUCAUCAAUUUCAGUUUCAUUCCUUUAACAAUGAAGAUACCAGCGAGUUGACGCAAAAGGAUCCAUUUGAAAAGCAAGCAGGAACAGUGAAAUUAAAUAAUAACAGAGGACAAAAAGCUAAAAGGAAAAGUGUCUCCAAUAGACAUGCGAGUCCAAACCAAAGCUCAGCUCCAAAAGGUACAAAGAAACCAAGGAAGGCAAAAUCUACGAAGGCUACAGAAAAAACUCAAAACAGAAAUAAUUCCCGUCAGAAUCCCGGGACUUGCAAAGCCCCCAAAAAAUCAGCCGGUACUGCAAACUCUAAAAGGAGCGAUGAAGUGCAGCUGCCUACUGCCAACCACAAGUUAUUGGAUGGUCUUGUUGGUAAAAACAACAUAUCACCUUGUGUUCAGUUACUCAAUGAGUCCUUUCCACAUCGUGGCCCUGGUGCUGUACGGGGUAAAAGACAAGCAGGGGGUAACUCCACCUGGCCUCUGAGUAAAAAGACAAGUGCAGGUUGGACUGGACACAAUGCCAGCAACAGCAAUAACCUGCUGGUUGAUGAUCAGAGGGAAUUUGAAGAACCAAGUAACAUACUUUCCAAUAUUGCUUCUGGAAUGGCUGAAGUCCAGCGUUUUAUGAUGGCUUCCAUUGAGCCAAUAUGGAGCCCUGGAAGCCAUAACAUUGUCUCAGCUACCUGCCAGUCAGUUGAGGCAAAUAGCCUGAAGUGGAAAACAUUGAAUAUUUUGGGUGGGACCACAUCGGAAACAAAAAAGAAGUCAAGUAAUUCUUCGCCAGCUAAAAACCGGAGAGCAACAGCCAAGGCCUUAAGUAAUAAAAACCCUGCAAAGAGCACAGUUCCCCAUACUACUGCCACAACUGGUCCUAACAAUGAAUUGAAUUUCAGCUCUGGCGUGAGAAGUAGCAGUUUUGAACGAAGCUCUGACACCUCAAGUGUUCCUGCCAGCAAUGGCCCCAUACACAAAAAAAUGUACCGUCACAAAGCAACGUUAAAGUUGUCAGCAGACGAAAAGAUUAAGGUAAAGAGAGCAGAGCGAGAACAGCAGCACAAGGACCCAUUUGUGGCAGCCUCUCUUGAAAAACUGAGGUAAUACCCAGUACAGUGGCUGUGUUGCACCCUUUACUACCCCAGCACCUUCUAAGCCCAGGCACUGUCUCUUAUUUUAUCCCAUUUUAAGCACGAAUUGCAUGCAAGAGGCAGUUUUCCCCCACCCCCUGCCCCCUUUCUCAAAAGGAAUGAUUUGCAUGAGAACUCCUAGAAUGGCAAACUUAAUUAUGAAAUGACUUUUGUUCUGACUUGGCUGUGGUACAAUUAACACAGUUGCUACUAACACUGUUAUUUCACUUCAAGUUUUUUUUUCAUAAUCCUUAGCAACAUUUUAGUAGAGUACAUUUUCUACAGCUGCUGCAAAAAAAAAAAACAAGAAACCCUUUGAACCAUGGAAUAAAUUAUUUGGUUUUCCUGCAGCAAAAAUGGCUGCUGUUUGCUCUCAGUGAAAAGGGGGCCUUUUGAGUUUACCAAUGUUUGAAGAAGAUUUUUGUUUCCGGCAAAAAAAACAGUUUAGUGUUCUUCAGGAUAAUGUUUCACACGAGAAGAAUUGCUCAGAGGCCUUGUCAGUGAUCAAACAAAAAUGGAAGUGCUGGAAUUACAAGAGAUGUAAUCAUUGGGCAUCUUGCAGAAUUCAGUAUCUUUAGUAAGCUUCAAGGUUCUGCGCUCUAAAGAGUGGUAGAACUAUGCUUCACCAGUGACGUACCAUAACACAUGCACUACUUGCAAAAAUCUGUGCCAAACCAUGAACAAGUGUAAAGAUAAUUUUAUGACAGUAGGAACAUGACAACUUAGAUCUUAGUUUUUUUUCUUUAUAUAUGUUUUUAAAAAAGAGAGGGAAAUAAAAGAUGAAUUGAACUUAUUAUUCCAGUAAUAUUAUGGCAAGCCCCUUGAAGCACCUGCAGCUCCCUGUGGAUUAUGGCACCUCAAUGGUUACCAAAACACUGACGGCUAACAAGUUCAGCAGUGGUUCCACUUUGCCAAAUAUGCUUACCUCAUCUGCUUGGCAACGCGCUGACUCACUCUGGGGAGUCUAGAUGGAAUUAACUGGUUUGUGUUCAAUCUGAGCUUUAUCGAAAGUUCGACCAAGGGGUAUUUCCGAUGUUUGGACCAAGUCUGGGAGAAGCGGCAAGUGCCGUCUAUGUACUGAAAGGACACAUUCCUACCGUAUGAUGAUGUCACGAUGGACAAUUGCAGUUCACUGAGUCAAAUGCCGGGACCCAGGGUGAAACUCAUUGGGUUGCUACAGUGAACACAUCUACCUACAGAUCUGGCCAUUAACUGCUUGUUGCCUUUCAAACUUCUACCUUCUGAGAUUUGAAUAUACAAUAUACACACAGAACUUAUGAGAGAAGCGGAGGUACCACUGAGCUGCUCGUGUUUCACGGCCCUAAUAUAAAUGCAUUUCCUAAAUGAAAGGGAGAAGUGAAAACUCACAGAAUGUAAAAAUAAAAUGUUUUGAGAUGUAUCACAGUACAAUGCUAAAACAUUUUAGUAUUGUUUGCCUUUCUUUAGAAUGAGCUUUAUAAAUAUUGAUCUGUAGAGUUAAAAGAGAAUUCUAAAUGAACUUUGACGUCUAUAAAUUCUUGUAUAUUUUUCAGUGUGCCAAUUUGUAAUAUAUUUUGUAAGUGUAUAUUUUUCUUAGAAGUGCUGUGAUGUGUUUGGAUGUGUGCGUAACCCUCUUAUUCCUCAGGGUGUUAAUAAAAGGACAUAGAGUUACAUUAACUGCUCUGGAAAACCAAAAUACCGAAGAGAGAGAGAGAGAGAGAGAGCGAGAGAGAGAGAAAAGGCAAGCAUUUUGUGGAGGUUUUGUAAUAAGCUGAAUACUGUUGUGAAAGAGUGUAGUGAAACAGUGAAAAAAAAACACAAAAAAUGUUUGCAAAAAAAAAAAAAUUGUGGGCUCUUUGCUAUUUUAUAGACCCUUUCUCUUGUAAAUUAUUCUGACCAGUUUUUGUUGUAUUGUUGCAGAGGUUUUAAAUAUUUGUGCUUUCAAAUGCUGUACGGUACCUGUAAAUGUCAUUCUUGUUAACUUGAUGAGUUUUUGUAAUACUGUCAUUUAUCGAAUAAAUGUAAAACAGAAAUUAACAUUUUGAAAGAAUGACUCUAUGAAGACUGCAUAAGCUAUAGUUCAGAACCAGAUCUGCAUCGAAAAAUUUAGCUAAUUGACAUUUUUGGUGUAAAUUACUUUUUUAAAUAAAAGUUGUUCGAAGUCAAACACACUACAUUUUUACGGUACUUGGAAAAUAUGUUUUGUUGUUUUUAUGGUGUUGAUGCGGAUAGAAUUCUAAUUUUUAAAUCCUGUUUUUGCUACUGAAUGCCAUUCCCAAAAAGGCAGCUUUAAUCUUAUUAUUAUUCAAAGCUGCAGUAUGUUAUAUAAAAUAUAAAAUACAUAGAAAUAUAUUUUGCAAGUGGCCUGUGUUGCAAAUUUGUCACUCACCCAGUACAGGUUGGUCUGCUUCUAUAAUAUAUGGUAUUGGAGAAUUCUACAAUAGUAAACAUGUUCCUAUUUUUCUGAUUCAUUUGGCUCUUUCUCUCGCAUUUUACCCCCCAGACAUUUAUCAUAUUUGUUGCUUUGUGCCAAAUUACUUCUUCCUCCACACUCCCCCCUCCCCACACACACAAAAAAAAAAUCCUGUUGUGGAGAGGCCAGUAGAUUAAGUGCCAUGUUUUAUUGCAUGCUGCUAUCCCUAAGCACCUGAUUUUAAAGAAACGCUGUAUAUUAUGUAAGCCAACAAUUGUGCUGGAUUGAGUUGCAGAUUGAAGCAGCCAGAAGAUUCACACAGCACUGGGAGAGAACUGUACUUGACACUUGCUUUUGUGGGACUUGAUGCAAAUUCAGUUAUAUGUAGUACAACCUUUGUAAUAUGUUCCAAAUCUGUAUAUUUGACCAUAUUUUACAUUGAGUAUAUAUAGUAAAAUAUGAAUAUAUCUGUUGUAAAACUGCUGUAAGAAAAUGUGAUUAUAUACUUCAGGUGACACGCGGAAUAUGUAAAACUGAACGAAACGUUUGAUAUUUGUUUUCUGCUGCCUUUUUUUAAAAAUCAAUGCAUUCAUAUCAAGUAAUUAUAAUUUUUAAUUAUAUAAUGUAUUGCAGUUUUAAAUCUAAUUUGAAGGGAAAUUCAGAAGAAUACAGGAAAUGCUCUAAAUAGCACUGUCUCUGUAAGCUUAUAAUGAACCCAUUGGGGCUCAAUUUUCAGUAGUUGUUUGAGUGUGUGUUUGAAGGAACAGUUUUCUGCAAGUAUUGUUAAAUAUUUAUUUUGUAUAAAGUUUGUGAAAUGGU